Medioppia subpectinata is the source of this 221-nucleotide messenger RNA. The record is from the annotation of a GenBank genome assembly. Lineage: Eukaryota; Metazoa; Arthropoda; Arachnida; Sarcoptiformes; Oppiidae.
GCUAUCAAAGUGGAUACCCUAUCGGACCAUCUGUGGUGAUCGGCGCCCCACCCGGCAGUGGUCAUCCAGCAAUGGCAGCUGCGGUGAUAGUGAACGUGCAGGGGUUCGGUCCGUAUCCAAUGCAAGUGACGUGUAGUCACUGUAGCGCACAAGUGAUGACCGAAACGGUCGCCUCUCCCGGACUCUUGACUUGGCUUUUGUCCGGCACUCUCUUCCUCGUC